AUGAGGAAGAUGAAUGCACUUCUGAAACAAGGCCGUAAAUUUGUUGAAGAUAACGCUUUGCUUAAGAUCAUCCAAUCUGAAAUUCGUCACGAAAUCUCACACCCUCGUUUCCAGGACGUUGAGACUGGUUCUUUAGGAGAUUUCAAAUUGGAUUGGGAUUCUCCGAUAAGCCGAGAUAUUGUUCUGAGGAGACAAUUUGAUUCAGGCGAGGAGGUUGUGGUUUCGGCUUUACUACGACAGGAACCAGUAGCUGAAGAACAUGUUGUAGCGUUUCCUAGGGAUGCUCUAGCUAAAGUAUGUAUCAAAAAGCCUGGAAUCAGCUCUGUUCUGCAGUUUGAUUGCCAGGUUUUUGAAACCAAACGCGGGAGUUCUGUUUUCGAAAUCGACAGAACGUGUUUGAUCCGCUCUCUAGUUUCUGCUCGGUCUUUGACUUACGAAGAGCAAGAUUUCAGGUAA
Molecule: messenger RNA, 456 nt
Organism: Arabis nemorensis
Lineage: Eukaryota; Viridiplantae; Streptophyta; Magnoliopsida; Brassicales; Brassicaceae
Source: the annotation of a GenBank genome assembly